Penaeus indicus is the source of this 2137-nucleotide messenger RNA. Its product is annotated as WD repeat domain phosphoinositide-interacting protein 3-like. The record is from RefSeq and is a predicted model, not a curated record. Gene Ontology annotation, cellular component: cytosol; phagophore assembly site membrane; extrinsic component of membrane. Bases 81 to 1118 code for a protein of 345 amino acids. Gene Ontology annotation, biological process: autophagy of mitochondrion; nucleophagy; protein localization to phagophore assembly site. Gene Ontology annotation, molecular function: phosphatidylinositol-3-phosphate binding; protein binding; phosphatidylinositol-3,5-bisphosphate binding. The transcript is spliced from 8 exons. Lineage: Eukaryota; Metazoa; Arthropoda; Malacostraca; Decapoda; Penaeidae.
UCGGCAGGUCAGAGACGAGGAAGAGAUGUUAUCGAGACGCCGAUUUUGAAAUCUGUUUUUUGUUUUUAUAAGAAAUUAGAAUGAACUUAGGACCGAAAAACCCUUAUGGUAAUGGCCUGGCUUACGCUGGGUUCAACCAAGAUCAAGGAUGUUUUGCCUGUGGGAUGGACUCAGGGUUCAGAGUCUACAACUGCGACCCCUUGAAGGAAAAGGAGCGCCAGGACUUCUCGGAUGGCGGCAUCGGCUACGUGGAGAUGCUCUUCAGAUGCAACUACCUGGCACUUGUCGGGGGGGGAACGCAUCCCAAGUACCCCACUAAUAAAGUUAUGGUGUGGGAUGACCUGAAGAAAAAGCAUGUCAUUGAGCUAGAAUUCGCCUCAGAAGUCCGUGGAGUGCGGUUGCGGCGAGACAGGAUCGUUGUCAUCCUUGAUACCAUGAUAAAGGUUUAUACGUUCACCAGCAAUCCACAACAGCUCCACGUUUUUGACACGGCCAAUAACCCCAAAGGGUUGUGUGUGCUGUGUCCAAACAGCAACAAUUCACUCCUGGCCUUCCCUGGGCCACGCGCUGGUCACGUGCUCAUCAUCGACCUCGCCAACACAGAAAAAUCUCCACAGGACAUCCUAGCCCAUGACUCACCACUCAGUUGUAUUGCCCUAAACCUCCCAGGAACAAGAUUGGCUACAGCCUCAGAAAAGGGGACGCUAAUCAGAAUUUUUGACACAGCAUCAGGAACACAACUAAAUGAGCUCCGCAGAGGAGCCAAUGCAGCAACAAUAUACUGCAUCAACUUUAGUCAAGAUUCUUCACUGCUGUGUGUCUCAAGUGACCAUGGGACUGUUCACAUAUUUGCUACAGAAGAUGAGGACAAGAAAAACAAGCAGUCGAGCUUAGCCUCGGCCUCUUUUCUGCCCAAGUACUUCAGCAGUAAGUGGAGUUUCUGCAAGUUUGAGGUUCCUGGAGGAUCGCAGUGUAUAUGUGCCUUUGGUCCCACCAGCAACUCCGUCAUUGCAAUAUGCGCUGAUGGCAGUUACUACAAGUUCACAUUCAACGCAAAGGGGGAAUGCAACAGGGAGGUUUACGCCCACUUCCUCGAAAUGACCGACGACAAAGCAUAGGACACGUGCAGAGGUAGACGUUUCACAAGAGUGCUCUGUGCACCAGCCUCAUGCGCAGUGUUUUCAUGAGUUAUGUACAUUAACACCAACGUUGAGGGUUGUUUAAAAAUUAUGUGCAGUCUCAAGAUUUCAUGUGAUAGUCUAGUAGUAUGUACUGUGUAAGUGUCAUUUUUAAUUAUUUACUUUAUUUAUUUUUUAUUAUUAUUAUUAUUAUUAUUAUUAUUAUUAUUAUAAUCUGUCAUUCAGUCCCUCAUUCCAUAUUUGGCAGAUCUUCCUGACUUGAAUGAAUAACAUCUUGACUGGAUUAUUAUUUUAAUGACAUGUUGUUUAUAGUCGAGUUUAUUGCAACAUUUGUACUUAAUACAAAACGAGACGAAGUUUUUCUCUUUUCAGUUGUUGAUAUUUGUUUAUUUUAUAUUAUCUUUAUGUUGGAUGCAUCUGCCAUUUGCUGACAAUUCCAGAUUUUUCUGUAAAAUUCCCACCCACUCCUCUCUUUUUUCCUUUUAAUUCUCAUUCGUACUUCUUUCCUUCUGUAUGUUUAUCAUGUUUAUCUCUUUCACUCUCUCUCUCUCUUGCCCUUCCUUCUUCUGAUUUCUCCCAUUCAGUCUCCCCUUCCUUAUUCUUAUUCUUCUUUUUCUUUUUUUUUUUCCCUUCUUCUUCCUUUUCCUUUUUUAAUGCUUUCCAUUUCAUCCCCUUCAUUCUUUCUAUUGUUCUUCCCACCUUUUAUAAGUUUAAUUAUAUUCAUUACACCUCACAAUUUCACGACAUGUCAACGUUAACAGAUUGUCCUAAAGACAGGGAAUAUAUUCAUUUUUGUAGAAUUGUAACAAAAACUGAAAUGUUACAGUAAGGUUUGAUGAUAUAUUUGUAUGUAUGUGUAUGUAUGUAUAUGUGUAUAUGUACAUAUUUUUAUUUAUGUAUGUUACAUCUGUCCCUUUCUUCUUCGUCUUCUUCUUCCUUCUCUUUUAAUCUUUUUUCUUGUUUAUAUUUACUGAAUGAUUUUUUUUUUUUUUUUAAAU